Molecule: messenger RNA, 1381 nt
Organism: Chlorocebus sabaeus (green monkey)
Lineage: Eukaryota; Metazoa; Chordata; Mammalia; Primates; Cercopithecidae
Source: RefSeq, a predicted model, not a curated record
CCUGGCUGCGCAUGCGCCAUUCAUCCGCGGCGAGUGGCCUCGCGGAGCCGGAUUCGUCGCUCUGCCGGGAGUGCGCCUGCGCGGUCGCCGGGGCUCCCACCUCAGCUUCCCCUCCCCCGGCCCCCUCGGGGGCUCCGAGCCCGGCGGGACCAUGUUCACCAGCACCGGCUCCAGUGGGCUCUGUGAGUACCGGCCUCCGCCAUUCUGGCUGCCCCCUACACGCCACCCUGGGCACCUCAUUGAGGAGGCUGGGGCAGCGGGGACCCUCGGGUUUGCCGGAGGUGGUGGGGCCGACCCUCCAGACUGGCGUCCGAACCCUGCUAGUUCCUGGUCUUGGGAGGUCAGCGGAAACCGUCUCCAUUUCGGCCUGGAGGGGCUAAUAGGAACAAAGCCCCGCUGCCCGCCCGGACCCCACCUGGUGUCCCCAGACAAGGCGCCUCUGUCGAAGAGCCUUCUGCUGGUCCCCAGUGCCCUCUCCCUCCUGCUAGCCCUCCUCCUGCCUCACUGCCAGAAGCUGUUUGUGUAUGACCUCCACGCAGUCAAGAACGACUUCCAGAUUUGGAGGUUGAUAUGUGGAAGAAUAAUUUGCCUUGAUUUGAAAGAUACUUUCUGCAGUAGUCUGCUUAUUUAUAAUUUUAGGAUAUUUGAAAGAAGAUAUGGAAGCAGAAAAUUUGCAUCCUUUUUGCUGGGUUCCUGGGUUUUGUCAGCCUUAUUUGACUUUCUCCUCGUCGAAGCUAUGCAGUAUUUCUUUGGCAUCACUGCAGCUAGUAAUUUGCCUUCUGGAUUCCUGGCACCUGUGUUUGCUCUGUUUGUACCAUUUUACUGCUCCAUACCAAGAGUCCAAGUGGCACAAAUUCUGGGCCCAUUGUCCAUCACAAACAAGACACUGAUUUAUAUAUUGGGACUACAGCUUUUCACCUCUGGUUCCUACAUCUGGAUUGUAGCCAUAAGUGGACUUAUGUCCGGUCUGUGCUACAACAGCAAAAUGUUCCAGGUGCAUCAGGUGCUCUGCAUCCCCAGCUGGGUGGCAAAAUUCUUUUCUUGGACACUUGAACCCAUCUUCUCUUCUUCAGAACCCGCCAGCGAAGCCAGAAUUGGGAUGGGAGCCACGCUAGACAUCCAGAGGCAGCAGAGGAUGGAGCUGCUGGACCGGCAGCUGAUGUUCUCUCAGUUUGCACAAGGCAGGCGACAGAGACAGCAGCAGGGAGGAAUGAUCAAUUGGAAUCGUCUUUUUCCUCCUUUACGUCAGCGACAAAACGUAAACUAUCAGGGUGGUCGGCAGUCUGAGCCAGCAGCGCCCCCUCCUCUAGAAGUUUCCGAGGAACAGGUCGCCUCGCCUAUGGAGAUGGGAUUUUCCAGAGGUGAUGCUUUGAAGCCCUGA